Messenger RNA from Arabidopsis lyrata subsp. lyrata, 1220 nucleotides. RefSeq lists its product as uncharacterized. NCBI's taxonomy places the organism in Eukaryota, Viridiplantae, Streptophyta, Magnoliopsida, Brassicales, Brassicaceae. The record is from RefSeq and is a predicted model, not a curated record. The transcript is spliced from 2 exons. The coding region runs from base 225 to 896 and encodes 223 amino acids.
GUUUCCAUUUACAAAUUUGUGAUCAGAUGCUCUCUAAUAGAAUAUUACCAUGUUAGCCUUUACCUUUUCUGAAAUUUGCCACGUUAACCUCAAUGAACCGUCAUCGUAAACCAAAACCCUUUCCUAUCCCUAAAACCCGAGACCGAGAGUAUCUUCUUCUUAGGGUAGAAGAAGGACGAAAUCGAAGGAGGAGGAAGAAGAAGAAGAUCGAUUCGUGAUCAACGAUGAGCUCCUUCAAUGGAAACAGCAACAUCGACAACAUCCUAAUCCAAACCCUACUUGGACGUCUCCAAAUCCGUCCCCCUAACUCUCAUUUCCUCUCUCAAUCCCUAGAUGACCUCCUCUUCAAAUCCGACGACAGCGACGGCGAUGAUGACGGAGAAGGUCAGACCAGUCUCGACAGAGAAGAAGCUAGGCUUGAGAAAGAGCUAAUCCGAGUCAUCGUCUCUGGUCGAAGCGAUUCUCUUAAGCCGAAUUCAGGUCAAGCCGUGACAGUCAACGAACACCACAUCUGCGUUGGGUUUCACGAGGAUGAAGAAUCGGAUUAUCGUGUUUGGGAGUGGCAUGGUCAUAUCAUGUUGUUCGAUGAAGAGAAUGGCUACACGCCUGAGUAUAUCUACGGGAAUUACUUCGAGAGGUUGCCUGUGAAGCUUCCUAACCGCCGUGUAGAGAAGGAGAAGAAGGAGGUGAAAGAGGAGGAGGUGGAGAAUUUGGGGCUUAGAGAGUUGAUCGAUGGUGGAGACGCUGCUCGUGGUAGGAUUCUUCAUAGGAACAACAUCAACAUUGGUUCCUCAAGGGUUUCAAUGAUGUUUUGGACACUCGAUUUAGUUCACAAUGUGACUAGUGAGACUUGGUCGAUCUGCAAAUCUAUUGCUUUCAUAUACAGUUCACUAUAGUAGUCAGAGGUUUUCAUGCCAAGAAGAAUUCUUUUUUACUGUGUCCACAAAUAUUAAUAUAGAAUGUUGUUUAAAUCUUCAUAUGAUGACAAUAGAUCUUCAGAUAUCCAUUUACAUCCUAAUGAGAGUUCUAAGACGAUGAACAUCAGACUUGUGGUGUGAUAAUCUACUCAAUAGUGUUAGUAAUGCUUGAUCUUACUCUUGCCUUUUCAUAUUCUGUUCGGAUAUCCAUCCUCCUCGAAGUAUCUAUUAGAUUAUCCUCUUGUUUCACUUUAGAUUGCAACUUUAACAUGAUUAUCUUGCGUUUACAUACUCAAAAAGUUU